AUGAGCGACUUGAGAGAACGUCUCGCGCGAUUGGGACUGUCCCAAUACCACGAAGUGUUCACGGCCGAAGGCUUCGACACUUGGGAGACUGUGCUCGACAUUACAGAAUCCGACUUAAGUUCCCUGAACGUCAAGCUUGGACAUCGUCGGAAACUUCAACGGGCCAUUGCCGAAUCGCGCGGACAGUCUUCUGAUCGGCCCCUACCCAUCAGUCUUACACGAGCUGGAAGUACUGCCGGCUCAUAUCGCAGUGACGACUCAGGACCAGAGGGCAAAACCAAGCAGCCAGACUCUACCAACCCUGCGCCGGGUGGCACAGGGGCCAAGCGAAAAUACCGGCGGCAUCCCAAGCCCGACGAGCAUGCCCCAGAACGCCCGCCAUCGGCCUACGUCAUCUUCUCUAACCAGGUGCGAGAGUCACUAAAGGGACAAGAUCUUUCCUUCACUGAGAUCGCCAAGGUGGUAGGCGAGAAAUGGCAAGUGUUGCCCGCCGAGGAACGCGAAGGUUGCGAACGACAGGCCAAUGGUGCGAAAGAGAAGUACUACGCGGAGUUAGCUGAGUACAAGAAGACGCCAAAUUAUGAGGCCUAUCAAAAGUAUCUCGAAGACUUCAAGGCGAAACACUCAGUGCCCACCAAAGAAGGCAAACGUUCGAAGCUAGAAUCCGAGCCCAGCACUUCAGCACGAGGCAGCUACGAACAGAACGAUCAAGCCACAAACCGAAGAUUAAGUACUAUCCAGUCAGACGCCCAGACAACAGUACAGCAGAAAUCCGAUCCAGCCCAGCCCGUUGGCCCUUCACGACUCCCUGCCGGUCCAGUCUAUUCCUCAAACUCAACGUCACCGGCUAACCGUUCCCUUUCUGGCUUCAACUCCCCGCGCUCAGGCGAGCAAUUCUCCCCUACUUCCGCGUCUCCACGUAUCAAUGGCUUGCAAAGAGACGGAGCCUUUGAUCCAUCCGCGCCCAACCCUAUUCGGGACCCAAGGAUUCCUUUCGAUGCCAACCCAUAUCAUCAACCUUCUGCGUACAACCUGGAUCUUCACCAGAAAAUCACAUCUACAGCACCGCCUUCUUAUCCCCAUUCAACCCACUAUCAAGCGCCUAUCGAUAUGCUUUCUCGCAGGACUCCGCGAGAACCUGCGCGUCUUCCUCCUCUCAGCCACGAGGACACGACACUAUCAUCCGAGAGCGGUCACAGCACCCAAGGGUCUACGGGAUAUCCUUUCACAGUUUAUUCGGCGCAGACAUUACCUGUAGACCCAAGCAAGACGAUGCGCAUGCUUCCCAACCAACCAUCGCCCGUACAUGUCCAUGUGGUGUAUGACCGAUUAGUCACUACGUUCGCACCACACACAGUUCGUGCCAACCGCAUAAGUGUUCCUUGUGCAAGCCUGUGGCUUACCUGGUCAACCGCGGCACUUAUUCCCUCAGCGUUAAAAAGCCAAUACCUCAACUUGAAGCCUUUGAAGAAACUCGAUUUGCCUUAUCAUCCGACAUACGAUAAUGCUGCCUCAGAUCACAAUGUAAGCUUCGUUCAAUUCCUCGACAACCUCUUUAGCGAAGUACGGGGAAUCGACUUCGAUGAAGGUUUUGAGAAUCGCGGGACCUGGAGCCCGGAGAGUGGACAUGUGAUGAUGCCCCCAUUGAACGCUACAGAGAGUAACGAUGCAAUUCCUGUUCCAGUCUCGGUUGAGAAGCGCGUCAAAGAUCUGAAUCAAGCCAAAUGGGCAGUCAGAACUUCUACCCAUAGCGACACCCAUGUCAACUUUUCCGAGUUGGGUGACUUGCUGGCGAAAGACCACGGUCGCAAUGAAGCUAUCUAUACGCCGAGCGUUUUCGACGCCGUUGAGCUGUUGAAGUGGGAUCAUGAAGAGCUAUUGAAAGCUGUACAACAGUCAGGUCACCGUGAGGAGAUUCAUAACGUGGAGAUGUUUAUAUCUCAAAUGUUUCAUACAAUGCCCAAGGUCGCUGGACUCAGCUUACUACAAGACCGCGUGUUCCAUGUGUUAAUCGUCACUGCAAACACCUACCGGUCGCAUAGUCCCUCUGAGCUCUCUAAAUCCUUUACUGUUCAGCUACCGCUUGAUUAUGCAUCAUUUGGCGAUGUCAAGAUUGUGCAAGAGAGGAGUCGGAUGAAGACGAAAGGAUCCUCACAAUGCUACCAUUUCCCCUCCAUCGCAGGGUCUGGAUCAACACCUAAUGCAAAUCCGAAGCAGCACCAGGGGAAGAAGCUGACAGAAGGCACCUACGUCUCGUUGGAGAGGCUCAUUGGCGCUCCGAGAGGAGCAGGCAUCGGUGAAGAUGUUGCGCAACAGGCAAAGUCUGCCCACAGCGACCGUCAUCGUUGGGAUAUGAUGACUUUGAGUACGGCGGGAGGCAUGACACGUAAGGCUCCGAAGGGUGUCCAGCAAAAGGAAACACUGGAAGCGAUUGCGAUGGACGUGGAGUAUGUCCUUACGCAUAUCGCGGAUCAGAGACGGAAGCGUACAACUUGA
This is a messenger RNA of Alternaria atra, 2496 nucleotides long. RefSeq lists its product as uncharacterized. Gene Ontology annotation, biological process: regulation of gene expression. The transcript has 11 exons. Gene Ontology annotation, cellular component: nucleus. Gene Ontology annotation, molecular function: protein binding. NCBI's taxonomy places the organism in Eukaryota, Fungi, Ascomycota, Dothideomycetes, Pleosporales, Pleosporaceae. The record is from RefSeq and is a predicted model, not a curated record. The coding region runs from base 1 to 2496 and encodes 831 amino acids.